AUGUCAAAAGGCGUCCUCGUGGUUCUUUUCAUUAUUGCACUUGCAAUUACGAUAUUAGAUGCUUCACCGCUUCCCAAUGAUUUCAGACUAAGGAAACGGCAAAUUAGCAAUGAUACCUCAACAUCGGCGACCAACCUCGUUCAAAUUGCCGCAAUACCAACUCCGAGUUCGAAUCCCAACCCCCCCCCACCACCUCCUCCUGUUUUGUCAACCCCGGUGGCUCAAGACAUACCGAGUUCAACGCCGGCAGUGACCAACCAAGACAACUCCCCUUCCCCCUCCAACACCCAAUCUUCGAGUGAUAAUAGCAACAACAACUCUUCCAACAACAACAAUUCUAACAACAACAACAACAACUCUAACAACAACAACAAUAAUAAUAACAAUUCUAACAACAACAACAACAAUUCCAACAACAACAACUCCAACAACAACAAUUCCAACAACAACAACUCCAACAACAACAAUUCCAACAACAACAACUCUAAUAACAACAAUUCCAACAACAACAACUCUAAUAACAACAAUUCCAACAACAACAACAACUCUAACAACAACAACAACUCUAACAACAACAAUUCCAACAACAACAACUCUUCCAAUAACAACAACAAUUCUUCCAAUAACAAUAAUAAUAAUAACAGCAACAACAACAACAACAACAGCAACAACAAUAACAAUAACAAUAAUAGCAAUAACAAAAACAAUAAUAAUAGCAACAACAACAAUCAAUCCUCCGACUCUUCUCAAAACAAUUCCUCGAACAACUCCACCACAAAUGGUAAUUCCAAUAAUAAUUCUGGAGGAAAGCUCAAAACCACUUCUAUAACUAGUGUUAUUGCAGCUACCACCCGACAGAUCACCACCACCGAUGCUAGCGGUCAUACAUCGGUGUUCGAACAGGUGAUCCCCCCCAGCACUGUAGUGGUCGGGGCCGUGAUUACUGGCCAGUCCAAUGAUACUUCGGAUAAUAACAAUGGUGCUGGGCAAACAAGCAUUGCCAUUGGUCUAAGUUUUCUGGUCACUCUCUCUAGCAUGAUCUAUAUGAUUCUGGGAUAA
Messenger RNA from Acaulospora colombiana, 1059 nucleotides. Lineage: Eukaryota; Fungi; Glomeromycota; Glomeromycetes; Diversisporales; Acaulosporaceae. The record is from the annotation of a GenBank genome assembly.